AUUUUGACAAACUAUCUACACAAAUUGUAAUAAUUUAAAAAUGAAGUCAUCAUAUUCAAUUCAUAAAUAAAAACCUAUUUAUUUUCUUUCAAAAAAGCUAUUAUUUAGUAUAAGUUUAAGUAUAUUUCGUCAUUGGUUUCAUUUUAUUUUCAAGGUGUUAUAAUUUCAAAAUGUCGCAAAAUAUUAAAAUUUUACCUGGUGCAACUGUGUGUGAGGACUGUACAUUGGAAGGAGAUAUAACAAUUGGUGGAGGGACAGUCAUCCACCCAAGAGUUACUAUCAUUGCUGAUGGUGGCCCAAUUAUAAUAGCUGAAUAUUGCAUUAUAGAAGAAUAUUCCACUAUAAUACAUAAAAAAAGUGAUAAACAAGAAAAUCCACCAAAACCAUUAUUUAUUGGUGCUCAUAAUGUAUUUGAAGUGGGGUGCAGGCUAGAGUCACCCUUCGGCCAUAUUGGAGAGAGCAAUGUGUUUGAAUGUAGAUCAUUUGUUGGUGUUAAUGUUAAAAUUGGUAGUGGAUGUGUUAUUGGUGCAGCAUGUAAUUUAACAGUAGCACAAACAUUAGCGGAUAACACUGUUAUUUGGGGCUCAGAGCAUCAUAACAGAGAAGCUCUAGAAAAGCAACCUUCCCAACUUUUACAAUUGGACUUCCUCAGCAAAGUCAUGCCAAAUUAUCACAGACUAAGGAAACCAAAUGUACAUAAACGUCUCCCUUCCAGACAGUCUCAAGAAAUUUCAAAAUAAUCCUAUGUUUACGAUUUAUUUAUUACUCUUAAAAAAUGUUAUAAUCUAGCUAUGCAAAUUUUAAGCUUACUUUUUAUGUUUAAUAAUUUAAGAAAAAAUUUACUUAAUUUAAUUAGAAAAAUAUUAUUGUCUUUGUUUUCUAUGGCUUAUAUUUGGGUUAUAUUCACAAUCAUACCACUUUUUUUAGUAUUGACAGACUUCCACCUGUCGCCUUGUGAUCCGGAACAUGAAACUCAAAUAUAAUACUCAUUUAAAAUGGGUACUUUAUAUUGUAAAUGUUAAGAGUGCAUGUAUUCUAUAUUACAAAAUCUAUAAUAACCAAUUAGUCCAUGUGUUAACUGCAUGUUAGAACUUUUUAUGUCAGACUACAAAUUUAAAAAAAAAGAAUGGAGGUGCACUUGUACACUCAAAAUUUAGUUUUGUUAAGAAAAACUCUUAAUCUUAGACACCGGGAGGAGGUGGGUGCAAGGGGAUGUUCUUGCCCCCUAUGUCCCUGCCAUGAAAGAGUAUAUUCAGAAAGUCAUUAAGAAACAUUUUUUUAUUAUUAAACUAUUUAAAUAAACUUAUGGGCUAUGGUGUCUUUGUUGUAGUCAAAAUUUGUUCAACAUCUUUUCUAUGUAUUCACUGUACUCGUCUAUCAUUUUCCUGUGAACAGUAUAGGUACUACAUAAACUAUUGUGCGUUAAUACUAUAUUGUAUUAGUUGCCUAAUAUUGUAAUAUUAAUAUGCAGAUGCAUCUCUUAAUCAUCUUAAUUGAUGGUAUUUGUAAACAAUCUGUUAAAGUAAUUUAGUAAAUGAGUUAUUAUGCACUAAAACACCCAUAAUAAAUUUUAAUCAAUAAAG
Messenger RNA from Nymphalis io (European peacock), 1583 nucleotides. RefSeq names its product dynactin subunit 6 (gene DCTN6-p27). The transcript has 4 exons. Bases 171 to 740 code for a protein of 189 amino acids. Gene Ontology annotation, biological process: mitotic spindle organization. NCBI's taxonomy places the organism in Eukaryota, Metazoa, Arthropoda, Insecta, Lepidoptera, Nymphalidae. Gene Ontology annotation, molecular function: dynein complex binding. The record is from RefSeq and is a predicted model, not a curated record. Gene Ontology annotation, cellular component: dynactin complex.